This is a messenger RNA of Ostrea edulis (European flat oyster), 3128 nucleotides long. Its product is annotated as heat shock cognate 71 kDa protein. The record is from RefSeq and is a predicted model, not a curated record. The transcript is spliced from 7 exons. Gene Ontology annotation, molecular function: ATP binding; ATP-dependent protein folding chaperone; ATP hydrolysis activity. Gene Ontology annotation, biological process: cellular response to unfolded protein; vesicle-mediated transport; protein refolding. Gene Ontology annotation, cellular component: cytosol; plasma membrane; nucleus. The coding region runs from base 998 to 2983 and encodes 661 amino acids. NCBI's taxonomy places the organism in Eukaryota, Metazoa, Mollusca, Bivalvia, Ostreida, Ostreidae.
ACAUCCUCCUUUUCUAUUAAAGAUUGGAACACGCCGGGGUUAAGAACAUACCGGUAGAAAAAGGAGAAGAGGUUAGCAGGUGUAGAAGAACCAACAGGUAUGUGUUUUUAGGAGAGAGUAUAUCAGUAUACUAGGAACUAUGAAUUCAAGCCCAAUCUUGGUCAAACAACCCUUUCAAAAAGUCGAUCAGUAACCUAACUAGUGUGGCGCGGUGGAAGCGCACGUGAUUGGCAACGCCGAGGUCAAAUUUUUACCAGAACACAUUUUUGUUUAAAACUUGUAUAAGUUUUUGAAUAUGUUGUUAUUAUUAUUAUUUUCAUUUCACAGUACACGUCUCUGCAUUUCAACAUUUUUUUUUUUUCGGAAGAACAAAGACCGGACAUGAUGUAUCGAUCUAUCGGACAUGCUUUGUCCAGCUUGUAUUGAGAGUUUUACAUAUGAAUGACUACAUGUAUUGUAUGGCUCAAGCUUCUUUCAAGGUGAUCCAAACUAAAUCCAGUACAAAUAAAUUCUUGCUCCUUUGUUUCUAUAAAUCUCGAGAAUCCAACGCGGUCAGCAUGGAGGUAACCUAUUCGUUUAUUAAUUGAUCAGCGAUUCACUGUCGGAUCCCAAAGAAGGGCAUUCCUGUCAACAAGGGAAUAAAGUCUAUAUGUAUUCUGUGUCGGGGUUAAAAUACUGGAAUGCAUAUAAACUAAGGAACAAAAUCUUGAAAAGUGGAAAAAAUAUGACUGUUGAUUGAAUUUUGUGAAAGUACAUAAACUUUAUUGAGUAAUUCCAUCAAGUCACAAUUGUGUGCAAUCCUUAUCUAUGGAUCUUGUGCAUACCGCAUGACUGCCUUGCCACAGUGCAAUAAUUAACAAUGAUAAAUCUCUAGUAAUAACAGGGUGUUAACGAAGUUUCUAAAGAAUGAUAUUGAGUACAAACCACAAGAGUGUAUAUAGUAUUGGAGCAUACAACUUUCUUGGUUUUGCUGACAAAGACUUUUUUUUCUAGCAACAUGAGCAAAACAACACAAGCCGUUGGGAUCGAUCUGGGAACCACAUACUCUUGUGUAGGAGUGUUCCAACACGGCAAAGUUGAGAUCAUCGCAAAUGACCAGGGAAACAGAACUACCCCUAGUUAUGUUGCAUUCACAGACACCGAACGGCUGAUCGGAGAUGCUGCCAAAAACCAGGUUGCAAUGAACCCAACCAACACAAUCUUCGAUGCUAAGCGAUUGAUUGGCAGGAAGUUCAACGAUGCAUCUGUGCAGUCCGACAUGAAACACUGGCCUUUCACUAUCAUCAACGAUGGAACUAAACCAAAAAUCAAAGUCGACUACAAAGGGGAGGAGAAGACAUUCUCUGCUGAAGAAGUCUCAUCCAUGGUUCUCAACAAAAUGAAGGAAACUGCAGAGGCCUACCUUGGCAAGACAAUCACAAAUGCCGUGGUCACAGUCCCCGCCUACUUUAACGACUCACAGCGACAGGCUACAAAAGAUGCUGGUACCAUUUCUGGAUUGAAUGUCCUGCGUAUCAUCAAUGAGCCUACAGCGGCUGCCAUUGCUUACGGUCUCGACAAGAAAGUUGGAAACCAGUCGGCAGGAGAGCGUAAUGUUCUUAUCUUUGACCUGGGAGGUGGUACCUUUGAUGUCUCUAUCCUGACCAUUGAGGAUGGAAUCUUCGAAGUCAAAUCUACAUCUGGAGAUACUCACUUGGGUGGGGAAGAUUUUGACAACAGAAUGGUGAACCACUUCAUCCAAGAAUUCAAACGUAAACACAAGAAAGACAUAUCAGACAACAAACGAGCAGUUCGACGUCUUCGCACAGCCUGCGAGAGAGCAAAGAGAACCCUUUCCUCCAGCUCCCAAGCCAGUAUUGAGAUUGACUCCCUGUUUGAGGGCAUCGACUUCUACACCAGCAUCACAAGGGCUAGGUUUGAGGAGCUGAAUGCUGAUCUUUUCCGAGGCACCAUGGAGCCUGUAGAAAAGGCUCUUAGGGACGCCAAGCUGGAUAAAGCUACGAUCCACGACAUUGUACUGGUAGGAGGGUCCACUCGUAUUCCAAAAAUUCAGAAACUCCUACAGGACUUCUUCAAUGGCAAAGAGCUGAACAAAUCCAUCAACCCCGACGAGGCUGUCGCCUAUGGUGCAGCUGUCCAGGCUGCUAUUCUGUCAGGAGAUAAGUCCGAGGAGGUGCAGGAUCUCCUGUUGUUGGACGUCACUCCUUUGUCCCUUGGAAUUGAGACAGCCGGAGGAGUCAUGACCAGCCUCAUCAAGAGGAACACCACCAUUCCAACCAAACAGACGCAGACCUUCACCACCUACUCCGACAACCAGCCCGGUGUGUUGAUCCAGGUGUACGAGGGUGAGAGAGCAAUGACCAAAGACAACAACAUACUGGGAAAGUUCGAGCUGACUGGCAUCCCCCCAGCACCACGUGGGGUUCCUCAGAUCGAGGUCACCUUUGACAUUGAUGCCAAUGGUAUCCUGAAUGUGUCUGCGGCUGACAAGAGCACAGGGAAAGAAAAUAAGAUUACCAUUACUAAUGACAAAGGUCGUCUCAGCAAAGAUGAAAUUGACCGCAUGGUUAACGAUGCCGAGAAGUACAAACAGGAAGACGAAAAACAACGAGAGAGAAUUGCAGCAAAGAAUGGCCUGGAAAGCUACGCGUUCAAUAUGAAAUCCACUGUUGAUGAUGAGAAACUGAAAGAUAAAGUUAGUGAGAGCGACAAGAAAACAAUCCUUGACAAAUGUGAUGAAAUUAUCAAGUGGAUGGAUCAGAACCAGCUUGCUGAGAAGGAAGAAUUCGAGGACAAACAGAAAGAGUUGGAGGGAGUCUGCAACCCAAUCAUCACCAAGCUGUAUCAGGCGGCUGGCGGUGCCCCAGGGGGUGGCAUGCCAGGAGGUAUGCCCAACUUCGGUGGCGGUGCCCCAGGAGGUGGAGCCGAUGGUGCUCCUGGUGGUGGUAGCGGCGGUGGCCCAACCAUUGAAGAGGUUGAUUAAGAAGUUAUUACUACUGCAUAAUGAAAACCAUGAGACUAUUGUCAACUGUAUAGUCCCAUUUGUUGUGUAAAGUUGCUUUGACUUUAUAUGCUCAUGUUGAAAAAGUUGCUAACUUCAGAACAAAACUUAAACAAGUAAAAACUUU